This is a messenger RNA of Malassezia pachydermatis, 2112 nucleotides long. Its product is annotated as gmc oxidoreductase. Gene Ontology annotation, molecular function: flavin adenine dinucleotide binding; oxidoreductase activity, acting on CH-OH group of donors. The record is from RefSeq and is a predicted model, not a curated record. The transcript has a single exon. Lineage: Eukaryota; Fungi; Basidiomycota; Malasseziomycetes; Malasseziales; Malasseziaceae. Bases 1 to 2112 code for a protein of 703 amino acids.
AUGCUUUAUACAAGGCUCCUUUUGUUGGUGCCAUUCUUGCAUGUAGUCCUGGCCUCUGUGUCGGACCAAGCGCACUCGAAGGGGUUCAUUCGCGAACUUCGCCGUCGCGGCUUGGCGUCGGGCCCCAACGACUUGAACGGCAAGACUUUUGACUAUGUCAUUAUUGGUGGUGGUCAAGCCGGAAUGGUUGUAGCUAACCGCUUGACAGAAGACCCUAAUAUUAACGUUGCCGUGAUUGAGGCGGGUCCGACUGGCUAUGACAGUGAUGAUGCGAGCCGAAUCAACGUACCGGCUGCUAAUCUUUACCACUCGCCGGCAAAGACGCAUCUUGACUGGCAAUACACUGUGGAAGCCCAGCAAUACUUGAACGGUGCUACGCCACCGUGGCCGCGUGGUAAGGUUCUUGGUGGCAGCAGUGCUAUCAACGGUCUCUACUAUGUCCGUCACAGCAAGGCUGAGCAGGAUGCCUGGGCUAACAUGAUUGGCGGUCAGGAUAUUUGGAGCUGGGACAAGAUUUAUAACGCUAUGAAGAAGGCUGAGAACUUCACUGGUGCUAAGCCGGAUGUUGCUGACCUUGCCCGUAUUUCGUGGGAGACUUCCUCUCACGGUCAUGGUGGUCCCGUCCAAAUUUCGUACACAGGAAAGACCUAUGAGCUCGUCGGUGCUUAUAUCAACGCUAGCACUACCGCUGCUGCUCCCUACUCUCGGGAUCCCGACAGCGGUAACAACAUCGGUACAUAUGUUGCUACUUCGACCAUCAACCCGGCCAACUGGACACGAAGCUUUGCCCGCCCCGCCUACUUUGACCCUUAUCAAUUCCGCUCGAACCUAAACGUUUUGACUGGCUAUAUGGUGACGAAGAUUGUCUUUGACAACUCGGACCCUUCCAACUUAAAGGCGACCCAGGUCAAGUUCCAAAAAAGCCGUGAUGGUACUGAAUAUACUGUUAAUGUGGGUCGUGAGGCUAUCCUUAGCGCUGGUGCCAUUAAUACCCCUCAGCUUCUCCAGGUGUCUGGUGUUGGUGAUGCGAACUUGCUUAAGCAGAACAACGUUACUCUUGUUCUUGAUCUUCCCGGUGUGGGUUACAAUCUCCAGGACCACCUGGCUGGCGGUGUUGAGUGGGGUCCUAAGGACCCUUCUCAAGUGCCGCCACAGAGUAUUACUGGUGACAGCCUUACUGACUCGUAUGUCAACUCUGCCGUGGCCUAUGUCAAUGGCUCGAACGUCAUGAAAGAUCAAUGGAACACAUUCUUGACGAACGUGAAGAACAACCAGACAAACGCUGUGAAUGCGUACGACGCUCCUGAUGCCGUCAAGCAGGGUUACGCUUUGACCUAUCAAACAACAGUGGACAUCAUGGAGAAGUUGGUCGGCACUAUUGAGCUUAUCUUCUCUCUUACCUUCAGCAAGGUUCAGGUCCAGUCUGCUCUUCAACACCCACUCUCUCGUGGCUCUGUCUUGAUCAAGUCGAACAAUGUAUUCGACUACCCCAAGAUUGAUCCGCGCUACCUUGAGCAGAGCUCUGACAUGGAUAUGCUUCGUGAGGGCUUCAAGCUUGCGCGUACUGUUGGUCAGACUGCUCCAUUGAGCAACUACCUCGCUAGUGAAACAAACCCCGGUACUGGUGUCACCAGCAACCCUGACUGGGAGAACUUUAUCCGUGGUCGUGUGGGUACCGAGUACCAUCCAUGUGGUACUGCUGCCAUGCUUCCGCGCGAGAAGGGUGGUGUCGUUGACAAGAACCUUCUUGUGUAUGGUACCUCGAACUUGCGUGUUGUUGACGCUUCGGUUAUUCCUGUUGUUCUUGCUGCUCACUUUAUGUCGGUUAUCUACGGUGUGGCUGAGAUUGGUUCAGAUCUUAUCAAGGCUGCGCAGCAAUCUGCUACUGCACCGCAGCAGAAGACCAACAACACCAGUGCGACUGGUGGUGCCGCAGCUGCCACGGCUAGCAACAACCCGAACAACAAUGCAGGUAAAAAGCAGGGUGCCGCUAACCCGUCCGACUCUGUCGCUGCUAACAAUAAGGGAAGCAACGCCGCAAGCUCUUACAAGGCAUCGGCCGUACUUAUCAGCAUGUCUUUGAUUCUGUCUGCCCUCUUUGCUACCCUAUGA